GGGAAUGGGAUCCUCACUGGGCUCAAAGAAAAACUUUAAUUUUUUCAGACUUUUUGCCUUAAAGAAGUUUCUUUUCAAACUACAGGGAUAGCUGUUUGGUUGCUGUCCUCCUAUGGUGCAUCAUUUGAUUUUCUCUGAAAUUGUGGAAGUCUAGUGCAGCUUGUUUUAGGUUUAGGUUUAACCAUAACUUGCACAUAAGCUAAAUACAGGACCACAGCACUGAUCUGACAGUCAUGGCAAAGUGGUUUAAAGAUUUCCCUAUUAACUUGAAGAAUGGCAAUGAACGUGCACGCUCUGCCUCCGAGUCCGGUCCGCAGACCAGAUCCAAACCUUCUUUUUCUCGGGACAGUCUGAAAGGCAGUCCCAGAAAAGAUGGAGGGGUUGGGGGUCUUCUAGUUGGAAGAAACAGGAAAAACUCAGCCAUAGAGUUGGGUCGUAAUAACGCAGGGUCUGGGGGAACUGUGUGGGAUAGUUUGACUUCAGGGAAAAGUCGGAAAAACUCCAAGAUUGAAUCAGGGACAUCACCAGAAGAGCAGCGUCAGGUGAGGAGCUCGAGUCUGGCUCAAGCCUAUAUCAGCAGAAUGAUCAAAGUGGACAAACAGCAAGACAAGACUUCUAAACUCACGGGGAAGAGUGAGAAGCAAAGCCUGCCUGAAAACGACAAGGGGAGAACGGAUAUUAAAGCAACGCUAAUUAUUCUAGAGGAUUACGCCGAUCCUUUUGAUGCAGAGAAAACCAAAGAGCAAAGAGAAGCGGAGAGAGCAGGAAUCAAUGAUGGAUACAUGGAGCCAUACGACGCGCAGGUUAUUAUCACAGAAGUGCGCAGACGUGGGUCCAAGGAUCUGCUCAAAGUGUGUGUUUUGGUGGAUCGGGGCCAGACGGAGGGGAAGUCUGAGGAGGGGUCUCCCACAGCCCUGAAUAUCUACGACACCCCGUAUGAGGGUCCCAGUGAGGGUGGUCCUGACACAGACAGUGAGGGCGUGUGGAUCCCUGUGUCGCGCCCGGAGUCUGAUGUGCGUCCUGCUGGAGAGUACGAGCUGCCCUGGGAGUGGAGGAAGGAGGACAUUGUCCGAGCGUUGUCAGCUCAAUUUGAGGCAGUGGACUGUUCAGCCACCAAAGAAAACAGUGCCACUACGAGACCCAGGCAGAAGAACUGGACCAAGACCCUUGUAUCUUCCACUCCGUCUUUCCCCUCCUCUCCGAUUCUCAAACUCUCCCCCCUCACUCCCCCCUCUUCCUCCUCUUUCUCUACACUGAAACCUCUGCCCCUCUCUCCAUCCUCCAGCUCAAACAAACUGUCUCCCCCUUCACCCUCUUCGCCUGGGAGCCCACUAGAGGGAGACGCAGCCCGAGUGGACCCCUGCCUGCCCCUGGAGAAGCAGAGCUGGUACCAUGGCAGCGUAACCCGACAGCAGGCAGAGACUCAGCUGCAGCGCUGCAGGGAGGCCAGCUUCCUGGUGAGAGACAGCGAAUCAGGGACCAGCAAAUACUCCAUCGCUCUGAAGACCAGCCACAGUUGUGUACACAUCAUUGUGGCACAGACUAAAACCUGCAAGGGCUUGGUCUACACGCUGGAUCAGAGUAGCUGUGUGUUCUCCUCUAUCCCUGAGCUGGUACAUCACUACUGCAUACACAGACUGCCUUUUAACGGAGCCGAGCACAUGACCCUGCAGCAUCCGGUUCCCAAGCAACAAUAAACUCGGACAGAGCCAAACUGACAGGAAGAGACAAGCACAAUCACGAGAUACAAGAGCACAAAUUUGCACACUUGUAAAAACUUUGUACAUAGAAGACACGCCGAGUCAGAGAGACACUGCUUUAGAUAUGUGAUGUGAAAAGUAGCUAUCAAAGCAAUUUUAUUUACUGUGGUUUAUCCCAACAAUGUCCUUUGCUCACAUAACGAACUAAAUUAAACUAAAAUUACAUGCAUUUUUGCUGGCUAAAAUUAUGAUUAUAAGUGGAUAUUUUCAUGGACUAAAAAUACAGAUUUUGUGGAAUAAUAAAAACUAAACAGUCCCAAUCAGUAAUCAGUCCCAAAAGCCCCAAACCAGACAAUAAACAAACUGAGUGUCCAAGGACCAUAUGUUUACAUGUCCUAUGAAACAAUGACAAACUAUUUUAUCAUGGUUAAAGGGCCUAUAUUAAGUCUGUUUUCUAAUCUAUGCUAUACUGUUGUUUAUUUAUUGUCUCAUCAAAAACAUAUCUAUAAUUUUGUUUCGUAUAAAGGAUGUGUUCCACUGUGUUUUUAAACUCCAUACACCUUCACUAAAAUCAUUUGGAUAAUUUCAGCCCAGCAAUUGCUUAUCUAUACGAAACAAAAGGUAGUUGAAAACUUCAUAACAUUACAAGGUAGAACAGAGUAUUUUGAGCUUUGGAGGUCAUGACAGACUAACAAUUAAAGGUUACUCAAAAAUGUGUGAUAACAUGACACCUACAAGAGUCAAUUUUGCAUAAUAUAGGACCUUUAAAAAAUCUGGUUGACUAAAACUAUUAUGCAUUCAGUCAGCUAAUUUCUACAUGACAUUUUCCUCUACUAAAACUUAAAACUUGACUUGGACGAGUGGGUCAUAAAGUAGUGUGUUCUAUCUGGUCCAAGCUUUGGCAUUAUUCGAAAGCUUUAUGACCUCCUGAAAAGACAUCUUUACACAGAGCUGCUGAUAUCAACAAUUACCAACAUGGCACUUAGAGCAGGAGCGCAGUCUGUGUGAUCAAUACACAUGAUUGGAGUAUAUUCUUUCAUCAAUCCCACCUGCCAAUCACAGUAUUGAUCUGUACAGAAAAUCAUACUCAUUUACCAACCACAGUGUCAGUCAAGAGAAAGAGGGUAUUGAUCCUAUAACUAGUACUGUACUGUGGUGGGAGGGGAAGCACAUUAUACUGCUCAGUCAGCAAGAAGCCUGUGCAUAAAGUCAUGCACAAAAUGUCAAUAUUAUAAAUGUUAUGAGGCUUUUUCAAUUACAACUUUGUGCAAAACAAAGAUUAUUAUAUUUCGGAAAGAGAGUUGGCUGAUUUGAAAUUUUACAAGAUACCACCAAUAUUGUUGUUCUGAAAUUAGAACAUUGAGUAUGAUGUCUGUUAAUGGGUUUCAGCAUCCUGUUACAAGACUUUUUCCCAUGAAAAAUGUGUUUUAUUUAAAAAUGUUAAUCACCAUAGCAACUGUCCUAAUUUUUCGUCAUUCUGAAACCCAGAGAUAAUAUGGAAACUGCAGCAAAAAAUGCUGUGUAAUCUUCUAUUUGAAGGUUUUAAUUUCCUGUUUAUACGUGAAUCCUUUCCCAUCCUUCGAAAAAUAGAAUGGCUUGUUUUGGAUUGUUAAUUGCUAUGGCGACUAGUCUGAACACUACACUUUUGUGCUGAAAUGUAUGUAAAAGACGACUGAAGUGGCAUGAUGUUUUGAUAUAUUGUAUUGUAUUACUUUCUCUUAAAUAAAGUGUCAUUAAUUGUUACGAGAAA
Boleophthalmus pectinirostris (great blue-spotted mudskipper) is the source of this 3450-nucleotide messenger RNA. RefSeq names its product Src homology 2 domain containing E (gene she). Bases 234 to 1697 code for a protein of 487 amino acids. Gene Ontology annotation, molecular function: phosphotyrosine residue binding. The record is from RefSeq and is a predicted model, not a curated record. The transcript is spliced from 6 exons. Lineage: Eukaryota; Metazoa; Chordata; Actinopteri; Gobiiformes; Gobiidae.